AUGAUGCAGCAGCGACGAGCCGCUCGGCGAUCGGCCGCUCUGAGCGUAGCCCAGCCCCCCUCCGUGCCUACCUCCCCUCUUUACUCGUCUAAACGCCUCGUUCGCCGCAUCUCCCAAGCUCCAGGCCAAGCGCAUGACGGGUCGUCCUCCGGCUCUUCCUCCCCCGACUCCCUCUACUCGAACAGCUCCCCCACGCUACCCGACCCGGCGUUCGAGUUUGACGGAGGCGAGCAGAUUCAGGAGCACGAUGAGGCGGAGUACGAGUCGCUCAUGGCGGAGAGUGCAGGAUGGCAGACUCCGGCAUGGGGAACAUGGCCGGAGGUAGGGGGACUGGGAGCGGACUGGACGCCUAGUCCCACUCAUCACUCACCUUCCGGCGGCACCAUCAUCUCCAUCUCGCCAGCGGGCAGUCUCAACAGUCGGCGCGGUCGCGGGUCACCCUUUUGGUCGGGAGCCAAGGCGCAGACGCCUACGGAUGAUGUGCGCCGGGGCAGCGAUGCUAGUCUACUUGGCUUCAACCUCAACAGCCCAGACCGCAGACGUCUCCCGGCCGCCCGGAGGCGAUCGAGCGUCAUGUCCAAUGGGUCCGUGAUGGACCCAGUGGAGGACGCUCGGCUGCGCAACAUCAAUAGCAUGAGCAUGCUGCGGAGGCGGUUCUCGGAGGUGGUCGAGAUCGCGGCAACGGCGGAGCAGAUGCAGGGGCGCCAGGAUACAUUGGUCGCUCGGCGUAUCAUGAGUCAGUGGUCGCCUUACUCGGACGCGUCGGAGGCGGAAGACGACGACGAUACGUCCGAGAUCCACACGGCGCCCUACAUCCCUACUCCUCCCGUCCAGCACUCGGUCCCUACAGUCCUCUCCAACUUUCCUCUAGCCUCUACCGCCGCUGCUCCGGACUAUGCAGACUCCUCAUCCGAGAUGCUCCAUUCCCAGUCAUCCUCGCCCGGCUCGCCUGCCUACCAUGCUCGGCCCCUCCCUCGCAUCCCCCGAGCACCCCCACCUCGGACCUUCGCUACCCCACCUCCCCCUGAUCAGCCCGCCACACUGCUCAAAGAGCGAUCAAGGCCGACUCUCUCGCGCGCCAUCACGGACUAUCAGUUCCCUCCUCGCCCAGACGUCGUGCCUACCGGAGUAGCGGCUCCGCGGCCGGUGCUCCACCGCUCCACCUCUACCCCGUUCUUCUCCGCUUCGGCCAACGGGAGAGAGGCGGCGUCGUUGCUGUCCACCCGCGUCAACGCCAUUAUGCCCCUCCAUCGGCCAAUUCCGCUUGGUGUCUCGCCGCUGCGCGCAUCGCUCCGUCGUCAGUCGGUAGUUUCGGACGGCGACUCGAGGCGGGGGUCUCUGGUCGAGUCCAGGCGUCCAUCACUCGCAGCUCAAUUGCCGGACCGCCGCUUCUCAGCAGUCAAGGAGGGGGAUCUGAGACGGGCCUCGAUGGACAGGCGACUGUCUAUCGAGAUGAGGCGGAUGUCGUUAGAAGGGAGGAAGAUGUCUGCGGAUGGGCGCAAGGUGUCGAUGGAGGGGAGGAAGCUGUCCACGGCGGGGAGGGAGGCGUUGCCGAUUGGGCUGAGAAUGUCAGUGGAUGGGAAGCAGAUGGGUGACUCCCGCUCGCUCGCGUCUCCUAUCCGGGAUAGUCGUCGUGCAUCGGCAGCAUCCAUGCGGAUGAUCACCACCGUCGAGGAGCGCCGCCGGUCCUCUGCGACCUCUCGCAAGAGCUCGGUCGUCAGUGUCGGAGAGUACGGCUAUCUCGCGCCCCAGAUCGUCAUUGAUGCUGCGCCCUCCGUCUCCCCCGAGAUGGUCCAGCCCGUCCCCCGCUUCAAGCGCAACGCACCCCCAUCAAUCGUCCUUCCGGAGUUCAGCUUCCCCUUCCAGGCCACGCCUACUUCCACAACGAGCGCUACCGGGGGUCUCGCCAGUCCAGAUGUCAAGACGCCCCGCUUCAACCCACUGGACAGCUUCCUCGGCCGGGCGAGUCCCAGCCCCAACUUGCCCUCUUCGCCGAGUACGGUUUGCCCCCUCUCCCCUCUGCCUACGGAGGACGAGUCGGCCUCGGUCACUCCUACCAUCCCGUCAGCCAGUCCUCGGCAGAGCAUCAUGGAUCGCGGCCGGCCGCUCUCACCUCCUGAGUUUCGCGAGUCCUUCCUCCCUCGCUUCCGGGGUCCGUCGCACCAUAGCCCAAGGUCAAGUCCGGUCGAGACACUUGCGUCGGUCGCACCUGUCCCUCCACCCGUCCCGGUGGAACAGUCGCGGGCAGCCACUCCUCCAGAGGUUCCCCGACAAGUCAGCAGGAAGGCGGUACCGAGGAUCUCAGAGGCGGAACUGAUAGUCGAGGAGAGGCGAGAUCAGUCUAUGCGGAGGCGGAGCAGACGGGGUGCGGUAGGCCAGAUGGAGCCAAUGGGGUCGUCAGGAAGGGAGAUGGCCCAUAUCCUCGAGGUGGCGCCGUCCCUUAUUCAGCGCGAGGCCAGUCCCGUCUUGCCCCCCUCGGUACAGCGCACUGCGACAUCGUCUCACCGCCGAGCCAUCAGCACCGACCACACCUCCCGCUCUCCUCCGGCUCACAUCGGUAUGGGCCGUCCUCCCAAUCGGCGCCAGGUCACCCUUCCCGCUCCUCUUGCGCCGGUCAUUGAGCCAACCAGGAUCCGGAAGAGUCACGUCGUUUUUGAGGAGUCUACCUGGGGUAACCCGGCGCAUCUUCAACAACCCUUGGCCCCAUCCUCCCCGGCCGUCCCCUCCUCUCGGCCCCGGACGCACUCCCGCACUCAGUCGUCAUCCUCCCCUGCUCCAUCCGUCUCGACCCACCUCACCCACGCGUACGGCCCCUCCCCGCCACCUCGUGCCGAGGGUCUACUUCCACCCGUUCCUCAGCCUCGCUCGCUCGAGAAGUCUGUUCUCAAGCGAUCAUCGGUCACCUUCUCCGAGACGCCACAGGCAAUCCCCAAUGCCUCUGGCUCCGCGUCGCGUCCGACCGUCUCUCGCGCGUCAUCCUUCACUCGCUUCUUCAAGUCGAGGCCGCAGUCCAUCUCGGGUCCCCUGCCCUUGGUGGGUCCGUCCAAGCCGGUGCGCCCGAGUAUACGGCCGAUGAGUUCGGAUGUGGCGGGGAUGGGGCAUAGCUGGCAGGGGUGA
Dioszegia hungarica is the source of this 3117-nucleotide messenger RNA. RefSeq lists its product as uncharacterized. The transcript has 2 exons. Lineage: Eukaryota; Fungi; Basidiomycota; Tremellomycetes; Tremellales; Bulleribasidiaceae. Bases 1 to 3117 code for a protein of 1038 amino acids. The record is from RefSeq and is a predicted model, not a curated record.